Molecule: messenger RNA, 1507 nt
Organism: Sitodiplosis mosellana (orange wheat blossom midge)
Lineage: Eukaryota; Metazoa; Arthropoda; Insecta; Diptera; Cecidomyiidae
Product: mucin-1-like
Exons: 2
Coding region: 119-1339 (406 amino acids)
Cellular component (GO): extracellular region
Molecular function (GO): chitin binding
Source: RefSeq, a predicted model, not a curated record
UGAAACAGUUGGAAUCGAGAUAAAAUAUGGUAACAAGGUAUAUAAUGAGCACAAUAGUACGUUGAAAAUCAGUUGCAGUUAAUUUUUGUAACAACAACAUAUCAACAGAAGCAACGGAAUGAAAUCAAAAAUCGUAUUGUUGGUUGCUUUGUGUGUAGCUUGUGCCAUUGCGCAAGUGGAAGUCGAUGCGGACUUUUCUUCCGAAAAUGUUCCAUCCAUUGAUACGACUGACGAUGGUCCAGUUUCGGAUGUAGCAGCAGUUGCCAAUGACGCUGCGUCUAACAAUGACGAGGAUGCGCCAAGUGCAAAUUAUGCAGUAGAUGAAAAUGAAGGAGAAAAUGGAAAUGAGGAGGCAACUGUGAGUGAUGAUGAAGUCGAGUCGAACCCAGAAGCCACACCUGAACCACAAGAAAACACAAAUACCGAAACAGGACCUUCUGAUGCUGAAAAUCAGGAGAAUGAAGAGAAUGCAACGCCAAGUGAUAAUUCCGAUGCGCAAAACAAUGGUGAAGAUGUAGCAGACGUAACCACCAGUGCUUCAUCGGUUGAUGGCAGUGAUUCAAGUGUAGAUAAUGCUUCCGAAACCGAUUCAAAUUCAUCAACAGAAAGCACAGAUGAUUCAACCACAACAAACGCACCUGAAUCAGCCACCGAUGAACCAGCAGCUCCAGUUACUGAUGCACCAGCACCAGCACCAGCACCAGCACCAGCACCAGCACCAGCACCAGCACCAGGACCAGCACCAGCACCAGCACCAGCACCAGCACCAGCACCAGAGGAACCGACACCCGAGUUCACAUGCCAAAGUGUUGGACGAUUCCCAUAUCCAGACAGUUGUGAAAAGUAUUAUUUCUGCUGGGAUACCGUACACAGCUAUGCUGUAUUUACGUGUCCAAAAGUGUUUGAUCCAGUGUCUAUGCAUUGUGUUAACAAUUAUGCAGUGUGUCCAUUGGCACCAACCUGCGAAGCUGAUAAACAAGUGUUGCCGUUCCCCGAUGAUAAAACCGCAUUCUUCAUUUGCAAAUUGGAGAAAGAUAAAGAGGCAGUGACUGCUGUGUAUGAAAUCCGCAAAGAAGACUGCGAAGAAGGUCGUGAGUUUGAUGCCGAGCUGGGCUAUUGUCGAUUAAUCACAUCAACCGAUUGGACAUCAUCAGAAAGUGGUUCGUCUGAACGAUUUGAAUGCGACGGUGUUGGCACGUUUAUUGAUUACAGCAGCGAAACUCAUUACAUCGAAUGUGUGCUCAAGAGUGUCAGUAAGGGCUCAUUGAAAGCCAUACGACGCAAAUGCCCAAAACAUACCGUUUUCAGCGCGGUUGACAAACAAUGUAUCCCUCUUUAAAGAACAGCGAUGGAAGAGCAAAUACUGCCGAUUUUUUGCUAGAAUUGAAUGUAAUCCAUUUGUACUAACCAUUUUAGAGUAGCGUUUCAUUUCUUCUUUUAUUGAAUUAUUGUAGCUAUUGUUAUUUUAUUUAAAUUAAUCGUAAUAAAAAUUGAAGUUACAAUUGCA